This is a messenger RNA of Chaetomium globosum CBS 148.51, 1200 nucleotides long. RefSeq lists its product as uncharacterized. The transcript has 3 exons. Lineage: Eukaryota; Fungi; Ascomycota; Sordariomycetes; Sordariales; Chaetomiaceae. Bases 1 to 1200 code for a protein of 399 amino acids. Gene Ontology annotation, biological process: tubulin complex assembly; post-chaperonin tubulin folding pathway. The record is from RefSeq and is a predicted model, not a curated record. Gene Ontology annotation, cellular component: cytoplasm. Gene Ontology annotation, molecular function: tubulin binding.
AUGAAUACAACAGAUCCCAAAGAGCGGUUCUACCGCCAGUUCCAGAACUCGGCCGAGUCCAUCCAAGAUCAAAUCAACCAACUUCCCAACUUCGCGGCCGUGGGCGGCGUGCGACAAGAUGCAGUCGAGCACAUUCUCGGCGCUAUCUCUCGCUUGUCCAAGGAGGUGGCCGAUGCCAUCGAGUUUGUGCCUGCUUACGACCAGCGGGGCUAUUUCGACAAGGUCAAGUCACUUGAGAUUCAAGUCAACCAGGCAGCAGCCAAGUUCACCUCCUCCAAGAGCCGUUUCCGCUUCAAGAAACGUCCCGAUAGCGACAACCAUACAGCAGCCAGGACCGACGCCCGCCGUCUAGACCUGACUACCAACUCUAACAGCUAUACUGAUCUCGCCGCCAAGGCAACCUCUACUGAGACUUCCACUCCAGUUAGCUCUACGAAGAACUACAAUGCCGAAAUUGCCAGUCUGGGACCCGGAGGCUUGGGCGUAGGCAUCCGCAAGCCCUCCUUCUCCGAGGCUCGAGACAUCAACCUCGCCGACCAUAUCCGCGUGCACAUCACGCUCCCAGCCUCAGCUUCACGGGCUACCUCCGCCGGCACUCUGACCAACCUGCACCAAUGCGUGGUCGACAUGUCACUCCCGACCUGGACCACGAGCACCACAACCACUGCCGUGGUCACCACUGGAGAAACCGACAACGAAGCCGACAACAGCAGCAGCAAAGCGGACGUAGACGCGUGCAUCGGCACGCCCUUCGCCAGCCUGACUCUUAAGGACAUUCAGGACAGCGCCAUCGUGGCGGGCCACGUCAACGGCCCCGUGCACGUCACGGGUGUGCGCGACAGCGUGGUCGUGGUGGUGGCCCGCCAGGUGCGCAUCCACGAGUGCCACAACGUCGUCUUUUACCUGCACUGCGUCAGCCGCCCGAUCGUGGAGGACUGCAAGGGGGUGCGGUUCGCCAAGGCACCGGGGCUUUUUCUGACGGACAAGGACAAGGCUGAGGCCAACCUGUACGACCAGGUCGAUGACUUCAAGUGGCUCAAGACCUUCAGCUCACCCAACUGGAGCUUGCUGCCCGAGUCCGAGAUCAUCCCGGACGCUGUCUGGAAGACGGCCCUGGCCGGCGAGCCUGAUGUCAUCAUCGACACCACUCUGCGGAGCCUGGGUGUGAAGAAGGGCCUUGAGGCCGAGCUGAAGAAUUGA